CUAGGAGGACGACUGCAAAACCCGGACAGAUUUAGGAAGACGCAUCACGAUGGCUUAUUCCGUGGUGGACUUGAUAGAUCUACCACGUGUCCCCAAUAGCUAUACAACAACGAGAAGAGCGCUCAGCGCUAUACACCGCAGAGGACGGUGUUUUCAUCCGAACGCUGCAUGGCAGCAAACGGUUUCUCCUUGUAAACUAGCCUAGAUAGAACAGCUGCAUGGACCCUAACGGGAGCUACACCAGCG
This is a messenger RNA of Mytilinidion resinicola, 246 nucleotides long. RefSeq lists its product as uncharacterized. The coding region runs from base 50 to 205 and encodes 51 amino acids. NCBI's taxonomy places the organism in Eukaryota, Fungi, Ascomycota, Dothideomycetes, Mytilinidiales, Mytilinidiaceae. The record is from RefSeq and is a predicted model, not a curated record. The transcript has a single exon.